Plectropomus leopardus (leopard coralgrouper) is the source of this 3562-nucleotide messenger RNA. RefSeq names its product leucine-rich glioma-inactivated protein 1-like. Gene Ontology annotation, biological process: myelination. Lineage: Eukaryota; Metazoa; Chordata; Actinopteri; Perciformes; Serranidae. Gene Ontology annotation, molecular function: protein binding. The record is from RefSeq and is a predicted model, not a curated record.
CAAUAAUAAUACAAUACAUAUCAUGGAUGGUGGGGCACCCUGAGCCAAUACUCCAGCUAUAUUUUCAUGAUGACAUUUGAUUUUCGUCGGGUUUCCCACCCGCUUCCCGCAUAGAAAGCCCGUGUGCGUCUGCGCCACCAGGCAGCAAUCCGCUGGCUCAUGUCAGAGCUUCAUUUUAUCUCGCUGAUUCACGAAAAAUUUCACAAUUCCGCUGCGUAUUGGGCGGACUCCUCCGGGAGCUCGACACGGAGAGCGUUAGCUGAAAUCAUAGGCGUGGUUUUGGAUGGAGAUGCUCCGUCUGCUCCCGCUGGGAUCCCCACCUGCCUUCACACCGCGUUUGUCACCACGCCAGCUGGUGUUUUCCUGAGCUUGAGCCACUAGAGCGCGAAUUUGAUUACAUUUUGGGGGAAUAUUGAUUUUUUCGUUUAGGGUGGGUGCAUUGUAAUAACAGCUCUGUGGACGUACGGGGCGCCCGGUUUAAUCACCUCCAGAGCGAGAGGCGGCGGCGGCGGCGCACGGCACUUGGCGGAGAUAAACAGGAGCGGACAGCGCGUCGCUUGGCCUCCAGCAGCAGCAGGAACCACAGCGGAGACCCUGGUUCAUGUGCAGGGCUGAUCGACGCGCAGGUCAAAGAUGGAAAAAACACGCAAGAUGUCCAAACGAUCGACUUGGCUUUGCGUACUUGUAGUGGCGUCUGUUUUGCUUGUGGUGGACAGCAAGAGAGCCAGGCAGCCGCGCUGUCCCUCAUCAUGUACAUGUACCAAAGAUAACGCGUUGUGCGAAAGCGCAGGACUGAUCCCUCGCAGCUUCCCCCCCGAUGUCAUAUCACUAUCAUUCGUAAAGUCUGAAUUCACUGAAAUCCCGAAAGAGAGCUUCAUCCACACGCCUGCCCUGCAUCUCCUCCUCUUCACAGCCAACAACCUGGAGUCUAUUAACGAGGAUGCUUUCCUUGGUCUUCCUCAUCUGGAAUAUUUGUUCAUCGAAAACAACCAAAUCAAGUCUAUUUCCCCACAUGCUUUUCGUGGACUGAAAACCUUAGUACAUCUGAGUCUGGCCUACAAUAAUCUGGAAACUCUGCCCAAAGAUUUGUUCAAGGGUCUUGAGGCAUUGACAAAAGUAGACUUGCGAGGGAACCAGUUCACCUGUGACUGUAAGCUGAAGUGGUUGGUGGAGUGGAUAUACAGCACCAACGCCACAGUGGAUCAGAUUUACUGUAAAGGCCCGGCCUCGCAGCUGGACAAGAAGAUCAAUGAUCUGGUGCCACAAUCCUUCGACUGCAUCACCACAGAGUUUGCAUCUUAUCAGUCCCUGAAAUUUGAAUCCAUAUCUGUGGAGGCGUUUUCCUUUGGGAAUGAUCAGUAUGUGGUGUUUGCCCAGCCCUUCAUAGGGAAAUGCAGCUUUCUGGAGUGGGAUCAUGUGGAGAUGGUGUUCAGAAACUAUGACGAUAUUGACAGCACAUCCACAGUGAUUUGUAAACCUCUGGUCAUUGACAACCAGCUCUUUGUCAUCGUGGCUCAGCUGUUUGGUGGCUCGCACAUUUAUAAGCGUGACACCUCCGCCAACAAAUUCAUCAAACUCCAAGGCAUUGACAUCCUCAAAAUCCGCAAACCAAAUGAUGUUGAGACGUUCCGCAUCGAUGGAGAGUCCUUCUUUGUCAUAGCAGACAGCUCCAAAGCUGGAUCCACCACCAUCUACAAGUGGAACGGCAAUGGCUUCUACUCUCACCAGUCGCUCCAUCCAUGGUACCGGGACACAGACGUGGAGUACAUGGAGAUCUCCUCCAAACCUCACCUGAUCCUGUCCAGCAGCUCCCAGAGGCCGGUCAUCUACCAGUGGAACAAAAGCACCAAGCUGUUUGACAGACGCACCGACAUCCCAGAGAUGGAGGACGUCUACGCUGUGAAGCAUUUUCAGGUCAAAUCAGACCUCUUCAUCUGUCUGACGCGCUUCAUUGGCGACUCCAAGGUGAUGCGGUGGGAUGGGGCCCUCUUUAGAGAGUUGCAGACCAUGCCCUCCCGUGGCUCCAUGGUGUUCCAGCCCUUCUCUGUGGGCAGCUGGCAGUACGCAAUCCUGGGCAGCGAUUACUCUUUCACCCAGGUGUACCGCUGGGAUGCAAAGAAGGGCGAGUUUGUGCAUUUCCAGGAGCUGAACAUCCAGGCACCGAGGGCCUUCUCUCCAGUCUCCAUAGACAACCGGCAGUUCUUGUUGGCCUCAAGUUUCAAAGGGAAAACUCAGAUUUAUGAGCACCUGGUCAUUGAUCUGAGCAACUGAUUGUUUUUGUGACUGGUUGUUUUCUGUUGCAGCAGAUCCUGACCAAACUGCAACUACAGUCAGGUGAUCCUAACUUGACAAAGGCAGGCAUUACUCUUUUUUUAAAUCUUCCAUUGAAAUCAGCGCAUGAUACAUGAAAAGAUUAAUACAUGUGUCUCAACCAAAUAUAUUUGGCUGAGAUGCAUGUUGAGUUCAAUGCAUGCACCUCAAGUUAGGAUUGGACCCGACAUGUUGUCAAGACAUUAAUGCAUGACCAGGGCCGCACACGGGCCGUCCCAUCCUGACGAAUGCAACACCCACGCUCAUUAAUCCAUUAAAUCUCGCCAGUAGGUUCUUUUUUGUGUUUUAAGCUUUUCAUGUGACUCAGCAAUGUUUAUACAUUUGUAAUCUCAUAUAUUUAUCUACAGAAAGUAAUGGUACUUUUUAACCUAUUAACAUGUUUAACUGAACAAAUCUGCCAAAAUGAAAUGUUUACAUUUUUCUGUCUUUCCACUUGUACGCUAAAAAGAAUUUGUAAAUGAAGUUUUUGUAAGUUUAAGAGGGACCAUGCCAGUUCGAUACAUAUUUGUUAAGGAAAAUGAUUUAUAAUUUGGAAAUAAUAUCAACAGAAAUGUGUGAGAAUCUACCUGUAAAUCCUUGCAACUCACAUUUUUAUCUUUAAUGGUUUGUAUAAUGUUUAAAGUAUUGAAAUUACAGUUUUUCAUAAGAAGUAUGGAAACAUUUUGGGCACACACAGGAACUAUUUUCACACACUUAAAGAAGCUGAAAGAGGAUAUUGUUCAUAAUGCUUUGACUAACAUGUAUGCCAAAUACAUCAACUGUGUCAUGGUUAGGAUUAAGUUAUUGACUAAUAUCAUGCUAUUUAGAGUCAAUAAAGGUUUACAUUAUUAACUGUCAUCGAGCUUCCUGCUGGCACUGUGUAGCGUGACAAUGGUUCAAUGUAAAAUGCCGACACCUGGUCUUCAAAGCAAAACAACAUUAACACAUCUACUUAAUUGCUUGAGGGAAUCUUAUUAGUUGUGUAACUAUGGAUUCAGAUCUUGGAAAUAAAAUAAAAAUAAAUACAAACAAAUAAAAUCCUUUUUAUUUUCUCCAACAAAGUGCACGCCUCAAUUCUACAAAGCAGCACAUUACAAUGUAAUGGAAUAAAUACAAUAAAAUCCGCUGAAUUAAAAAAAAAAAGAAAAAAAAGAAAAAGAAAAACACAAGCAAGGAGAUACACAAGUACCUGCACAAUCACACUGGUGGCAGGACUAAAUCGGGCUCUUUAGAAAGGCUCAGUGAGACAAAC